Molecule: messenger RNA, 1245 nt
Organism: Mya arenaria
Lineage: Eukaryota; Metazoa; Mollusca; Bivalvia; Myida; Myidae
Product: gastrin/cholecystokinin type B receptor-like
Exons: 1
Coding region: 1-1245 (414 amino acids)
Biological process (GO): G protein-coupled receptor signaling pathway
Cellular component (GO): plasma membrane
Molecular function (GO): G protein-coupled receptor activity
Source: RefSeq, a predicted model, not a curated record
AUGUCGGACAACUCAACUCAUGAACUGUUGCAACGAGAAGCUUUGGCAGAAACAACAAUUCCGGCAUGGGUCUCCAUUGCAACUACGGUUGUCCUGACGCUCGUUUUCAUUAUGUGUAUUUCUGGUAACUCUCUCGUGGGCGCCGUUCAGUUGCGCCAGCCACGCCGCUCAAGCACGGACUAUUUUGUAUUAACCAUGGCGGCGUUUGACUUUCUCACGGGACUGACGCUCAUCCCAUGGAUGGUGUUUUCGCUGCACCUGCCUUUAAGGUUAAUGGUCGCCAGUGACGCCAUAUGUAAAGUGUAUCAGUACUUCCGGUACGCAGUUAACAUCGCCAGCACUGUCCUACUAUCCGCGAUCGCGUUGGACCGCUACUUCAAGGUAUGUAGGCCGCAUUCCAACGCGCUUAGCCCGAUCAAAGCGCGCCGAACAUGCCUUGUUUUAUCCGCCGGCGUCUUAAUUGGUUGUGCACCCAUCACUUUCAACGAGAAACUAAACAUGGACACUAUGCUGUGUGGACGAGUCAGUGCUUUAGGCCUGGUCUUUGACACCAUUCUUUUGUUGACAUUUGUUGGUUUGUUUGCAGUUACGUCAGUGUCCUAUUUCCUUGUAGCAAAAGCGUUAAGAAAACGACGGAGGAUACGAACAGAAAACGCAGUUUCUUACCACACUUCUAAACGCACCUCAAGCGAUCAGACUGUUGCUAUUCGUGAACCGAUUGUCGCUAUUAGCGGAGACCAGAUUGACGCUACUCUAACCAAACAUAGUAUCGUGACUAUAAGUCAAAGUAGAACAAACAAUGAAGAUAGUGUUCAAGGCAACACACAUAAUAAACCAAACUUCAAAACCAACAAGGAAUCAGGUACCAUUGACCCAAUGCCAAUUCCGCACACAACAGCGUACGGACCCAGCCAUUGUAGCCAAGGAGUUCAGAGCAAUGCUUUUAAAGCUUACAGACAAACACCAUUGACAACGCAAACUCCGCCAAAAUCAGAUCGACGUUUGACACGCGUCACUUUCGCAAUGUUUCUAAUAACGGUGGUGUAUAUAGCGUCAUGGAUUAUAACGUUGAUGGCCAUGGGGUUGGUGCAGGCCCAAUCCUGGUCGGAGCACAGCUUGAUCCUGCAGCAAACGCUUCUGAAGACGUAUAUCGUGAACUGUGCAACCAAUCCACUGUUCUACAUCUGGAUAAGUUCUACCUUUCGUAGCCGGGUGAGGGAAACCCUAACGUGCUACCGUCAAUGA